This is a messenger RNA of Ascochyta rabiei, 1488 nucleotides long. RefSeq lists its product as uncharacterized. The transcript has a single exon. The coding region runs from base 1 to 1488 and encodes 495 amino acids. NCBI's taxonomy places the organism in Eukaryota, Fungi, Ascomycota, Dothideomycetes, Pleosporales, Didymellaceae. The record is from RefSeq and is a predicted model, not a curated record.
AUGCAGAAACAUUGCAAGGAUAAGCAUGGCUGGGUGAACGAACAAAAGCGAGGGGGAGAUAUAAGGCAAAAGAGCAAGCACUCACGCAACCGAGUAUGGCGAGACAGCCAAUCCUGCCAGCGCUUGUUCAGAGCUGUUGGCUGGCCGGCGUAUGUUGCAGUCGAGACGAGCGUUGGAGCUGCGACUCUAGCAGACAUCUCCCAGAGAGUGAAGGCAGAUCGCCAGCAUCAGCGAGAAGAGCGUGAGGCAGCAGCAGCGCAGGAUAAGAUUAAAGAGGGCAUCCGUUCGCAGGCUGAUCCGUGGCUAGAGCUCACAGAAUGGGUCCCGCACCUACAAGGUAUCCCAAGGGCGGCACUUCUGCGCGCUAAACAGCUAGCUGGUGGGGAGGUAGACGCGCGUGGGAAGGAAGAAGUGGCGUUUGACGACACGGGCUUACGCGAUGUUUGCAAAGCUAUGGAGCGGCUGAUACAAAAAGCGUUCGAUAGCAGCCGAGCUGAGGUUGUCGGCAGACUCGCACUGGAGAUUAUCGAGCGACGUGAGGCGGGCGCAGAAUCGAACGAGCGGCCCUUCUACGCUAGGCAUCGAGUCGGUACGAUCAAGAAGUACAGCCAGAAGCUGGUGAGCAUCCUCUGCUACCUGUGGCGCACAUAUGACCAGGUCGAGCGGCCGCCAUACAAACUUACCAGCACGCAAGACGCCCUCUUGGUGUCACUCCAGCAAAUAGCCCGCUCAGACAACGCUGCGAAGAAAGAGAAACUGGAAGAGCGAUGCCUGCGCUUUUGGAUCGCCUUGCUCAACCACAGCCUGACUGGCGACGAGCACGAGAGCGCACUGCUGAGCGGAGUGGCUGUCCUCGGCCUCAAGCCUGAUCACCAUGGCGGUGGGUGGGUUCCGGCGCACGAGUUCUCGCCAACGCUGUCUGCUUUAAUCACUACCUCGAAAGCGCUCGUAGUGCAUCAUGCCCGCUGCCAGCGAGAUAAAGCGCUUCAGAAAGACCCUUGUACAGCACCUACUGCGUAUGAGCUAGUUAAAGACAUGUCUGAACGGUUUAUGACGCUGUCCGACUUCAAAGGCACACCCAGUCCUAUGAAUCGAAUGCUCCGCUUGCGUACGCUAGCUAGAACACAGGCAAAGCGACGUAAUACUCCCGGUAUCGUGUCGUGGGAUGGAGAUCGGCUUCUCAUUGACAAGCAGAGCUUUUCGCUAGCCGAUCUCCGGUCGAUGGUGAAGGGACUCUGCGAGACGGUGCGGUUGCAGCUAUUCAAGGACGUCCUACUCUUGGAUCUAGACGAAAGGGGUUGCGUGCGACCCGGGACCACCCCGCUUCCAGAGGUGUCCGUGGACAAACUCGUCGAUCAGCCAGCCGAGCUGGCUACGGGCUGGAGCUUUCUGAAGCACCCCGACAACCAGCUAGAUAGAUGGCAAGACUGGCUUCUAGACCGGGUGUUGGACGAGGCUCCGCUAAGGGAGAGAUUAUUCGUGGGAUAG